This is a messenger RNA of Pecten maximus, 1913 nucleotides long. Its product is annotated as mucin-6-like. The annotation marks the transcript as partial. The record is from RefSeq and is a predicted model, not a curated record. The transcript has a single exon. NCBI's taxonomy places the organism in Eukaryota, Metazoa, Mollusca, Bivalvia, Pectinida, Pectinidae.
ACCGACACAACCCCACCAAUAAAAAGCAGCCAGAGACACCCCAGCCGACGCAAAACCGCCAUCCCAGGGACACCCCAGUCCCAAUCAACCCCAGCCACGAACACACGCCAGCCACGACAACAACCGCAGCCCCGACACACACCGCCCCCCGACGAAACACCGCCCAGCCAAGACAAAACACCAGCCCACCACACACCCCAGCUACGACACCCGCCAGCCCCGAAUCCACCCUCCAGCCGACACAACACCGCAGCCAGACACACACGCCAGCCCACGACACACCCGCCGACGACACAAAGACCCGCCGACACACACACAGCCGCGACGACACAACGCGACCACGACACAACACGCCAGCCGAACACACACCCACCGACACAAACGCCACACACAACACGCCAGAGAAGACAAACAGCCAGCAAAAACAAAACCCCCAGCCCAAGACAAACCGCAGCAGAAGACACACAGCCAGCAGACGAAACCACCGCCAGCACACACACCGUCCAGCCGACGACACAACGCCAGCCAGAAGAACCGCCAGCGCACGCCCAACCGCCAGCCAGAACACACCCCACCCAAACACCCAGCGCACGACAAACACCGCAGCGCACGACACACCCCACCAGACACACACCGCCGCCAACACCACCCAGCCCACAAACGCCCCCCAACACACGCAAGCCCACGACAGACCCCCACAAACAACACCGCCACCCACGACACCACACCCACAGAAACAAAACCGCCAGCCGAACGACCACACACCGCCAUCUCUACGACACACCCCGCCAGCCACGACACCACACUCCAGCCCACGACAGACAACUCCACGACCACGGACACACCCGCCCGCCCAACGACAACACACCGUCCAGCCCACGACAGCACCGCCAGCCCGACGACACACACCGCAGCCGACCACCACACACCUGCCAGCCGAGACAGACAGCCAGCCGACAACACACACAGCCAGCCCACAACACCACACGCCAGCCCACGACACACACCGCCAGCCCACGACACAACUACCGCCAGCCGACGACAUGACACCGCCAGCCGAAGACACACACCGCAGCCGAAGACACACACCGCCAGCCGAAGACACACACCGCAAGCAGAAUGACACACUCCCGCCAGCCCACGAGACACACCGGCAGCCGAAGACACACACGCCAGCCGAAGACACACACCGCAAGGCAGAAGACACAACACCGCCAGCCCACGAGACACACCGGCAGCCCACGACACACACCGCCAGCCGACGACACACACCGCCAGCCCACGAGACACACCGGCAGCCGAAGACAAACACCCGCCAGCCGAAGACACACACCGCCAGCCGAAAAACAGACACCGCCAGCCCAGACACACACCCCCAGCAGAAGACACAACCGCCAGCCGACGAACACACACCGCCAGCCGACGACACACACCGCCAGCCACGACACACACCGCCAGCCCACGACACAACCUCCAGCCAGACACACACCGCCAGCCCACGACACACACCGCGAGCCGACAACACAACCCCACCCAACGACACACACCGCCAGCCGACUACACACACAGCUGAGCCACGAACAUACCGCCAUCCCACUACACACACCUCCAUGCAGAAUACACACACCCCAUCCACUACACACAACUCCAGCACUACAAAACACCGCGCCUACAACACACACCUCCAUCCCACUACACACACCUCCAUCCCACUACACACACCUCCAUCCUACUACACACACCUCCAUCCUACUACACACACCUCCAUCCCACUACACACACCUCCAUCCCACUACACACACCUCCAUCCCACUACACACACCUCCAUCCCACUACACACACCUCCAUCCUACUACACACACCUCCAUCCCACUACACACACCUCCAUCCUACUACACACACCUCCAUCCUAA